Mustela erminea (ermine) is the source of this 1577-nucleotide messenger RNA. Its product is annotated as collagen alpha-1(VII) chain-like. The transcript is spliced from 6 exons. The coding region runs from base 1 to 1371 and encodes 456 amino acids. The record is from RefSeq and is a predicted model, not a curated record. NCBI's taxonomy places the organism in Eukaryota, Metazoa, Chordata, Mammalia, Carnivora, Mustelidae.
AUGUUCGCGCGCCGCCCGCCCGCCCUCGGCCCGCGCUGCGCUCCGGGUCGGGCCGGGCGGGCCGGGCGGGCCGGGCGGGGGGCCGCGCCGGGCCGGGGCCGGGACGGGGCCGGGGGCGCACGACAGCCCGCGCGCACCCGGCCGGCGCGUCCACACAAAGCGGGGCGCGCGGAGCAGGGCCGCGCCGGGAGCCGCCCGCCGGCCCCGGGGCGCAGGGCGCGAGUGUGCGCGGGGCCGGGCCGCGCGCGGGACACAAAAGGGAAUGGACGCGCGGGGGCGGCGGGCGGGGAGCCGCGGCCCCACCGAAGGGACCCCCGGCCGCCGAGCGGCCUCUACGUCAGCGCCCCGGGUGGCGCCGCCUCCGCCCGCCGGCCUGGGCCGCCGCUCCCGCCGAGGGAAGGCGGGCCGGGGACCGCGGGGAGAAGGCGGGCCGGGGGACCUGCCGGGGAGAAGGUGGGCCGGGGGACCCCUCUGGGGGAGAAGCCAGCCGUCCCGAACAGGAUCCUUGACUCUCCUGACUCUCAGCCCCCAGAGGAGGACAGAACUCAGGGGAGCCAGGAGUGCGCUGGCACAGCCAAAACGCAGCCCAGCGUGGCCGGCCGCCCAUCCCCAGCAGAUGACCCUGGACCACAGCUCAGCAGUGCCAGCGACGGGGCCUUAGCUGGAAGGCUCCAGCAUGAGGACUGUCACCCUCCCCAGACCUGGGGCCGAAGGCUCUGCCCCCAGCUCCACAGACAGGUACCCAGAUGGGUGCCAUUCUCCGGAACACGGAGGCGGAAGCCGCUCGGUCCCUCCCGAGGAGCUGGCCGGCUGGCGGGAGGGAGGAGCAGGCCAGGAGCUCAGACUUCCGGGGACCUGAGGCCAUUCCACCUGCUCUGCCCUCCCCGUCUGCACGUGUCCACUGCACCUGGAAGUGUCCGCAGACAUGCUUUCCUGUUACCCGAGGCUCCUCCGAGGCUGCGGGUCGACUACAGACUAAACCCCCAGGUUGUGCCUCCUGGGGUCCGCGAGACAUCACCUGCACAGUCCAGCACACAGCACAGGGUGAAGCGCCUGGUGCAGGUCCAUGGGGUCCCUGGCUCUGCUGGGGAAGCUGUGAGGAGAGGAGUAAGUAGAGGCCGAGUCCUCAGCAGCCAGAGGCCCCCCGUGGGGAGGGCAAAGCAACCUCUGCAAGGCUCACUCCACCAAGUGGGGAAUAAGGAGCAAAGGGGAAAGGGCAGCGAAUCAGGCAUUGUCCAAAGAAUUCACGGCAGAAUAAGAUGGCGGGAGGAGAGAGCCGGUCCUGAGGGGACCGCAUCAGGAGAGAGCUGGCGUCCUCGUGCCCACCCAGAGGGUGCUGAGAGGGAUGUGUGCCCUGGCCUGGGUUUUUAGAAUAAAAAAAGCCAGGAUAUUAAAAAUCUGUUGACUGGAGCGUGGACAGACUGAGGGCACAUUAACGCACAAAUGGAAAUGUCACCCUCACGGACAACUGAAGCAAUGCAGGUGAAAACCAGAAACCCACCUUCCUGUCCCACUGGCCAAGAGCGGGGCUAGUCAGCACUGAGGACCAACACACCCUUCAUUCCCCUUGGCUUUCC